Molecule: messenger RNA, 5289 nt
Organism: Epithele typhae
Lineage: Eukaryota; Fungi; Basidiomycota; Agaricomycetes; Polyporales; Epitheliaceae
Product: PLU-1-like protein-domain-containing protein
Exons: 17
Coding region: 1-5289 (1762 amino acids)
Biological process (GO): chromatin remodeling
Cellular component (GO): nucleus
Molecular function (GO): histone demethylase activity; DNA binding
Source: RefSeq, a predicted model, not a curated record
AUGCACGGCUCUCCCUCCGCUCGCGGAGGCUCCUCCCGUCGUGGCCGCUCUCCCCGCACCGCGGCCACCUCUCUCCCUCCCGAUUUUUCUAUUCGCGCUCCUGCCACUUUCACCUCGUGCCUGACCAUCCCCGUCGAGGGCGCUACCCCGAUCGAACGCCCGGACGGUGCCCCCGCCCCGAGCGCAAGUGCGCCCGACGCCCCCGCCACGCCCACCGACGGCAAGCGCGCCCCCCGCAAAUCCAAGAUGGAUGCUAUCGCUGCGUUGCACACCCACACCCAGUCCACCCUUGGUGAGGAAUCCCUCAACGACUCGAUGCACGACGAGUGUGGUAUCCGCAUCCAGCUGCGCGAUGGGCCCCCUCUCCCCGUCGACUCCUCCCUCAAACUCUCCACCGUCAAGACUCCUUCGCAGAGACCCACAGCACCGAAACCCACCCCAAGACCGUUUGGCCUCACGGACUGCCCAACAUUCCGACCCACGGCCGAACAGUGGAAGGACCCCAUGGCGUAUAUCACCGCGAUAUCCGCCACUGCAAAGCGCUACGGCAUGUGCAAGAUUGUGCCCCCCAGCGACUGGGCCAUGCCCUUUGUGACAGACACCACGAGGUUCCGCUUCAAGACCCGACUCCAGAGGCUCAACUCUAUCGAGGCCUCGAGCAGGGCCAAGGUGAAUUUUCUUGAGCAGCUCUACCGCUUCCACAAGCAGCAGGGCAAUUCUCGCGUCUCGGUCCCCACCAUCAACCACAGGCCGCUCGACCUCUGGCUCUUGCGCAAGGAGGUACACAAGCUCGGGGGCUAUGAAGCGGUCACACGCGACAAGAAGUGGGCAGAUCUCGGUCGUCUGCUGGGCUACACCGGCAUCCCCGGGCUGGCGACGCAGAUGCGGAACUCGUACAGCCGCGUGAUCCUCCCGUACGAACACUUCUGCGAGCGCGUCCGCCACUCGGCUACGCUCUCCCCGAUCAAGCCGCGCGACAACACCAAGAAGGAGCAGUCUGCUAGCACCGCCGGGGCUGGCCGCGGCGGCUCUCCGCCACCAACGUCGGCGUCGGCGCCAGUGUCCAGGGCGGGCCCAAGCACCUCAACGGCGGCGGACGACGACAGUCCGCCUUCGAGCCCGCUAACGGCCACAUCGAGUCUGUCGGAGCCUCCGGAAGAGCCCGACUUCAAGCAGGCGAACGGCGUGAAGCAGGAGAAGCCUCAGCCGAGGCGUAGCGCGAGGCACACGUCACAGGAGCAGCCGAAUACUCGUAAGCCACAAAUUACGGCAGCGGUCGGAAGUUUUGGUGGGCUGACGGAAAUUUUAGGUGGUCGCCGAACGUCCACAGCCGCAAAUGCCGCCAACGGUACCGCGUCAGACAAGAAGAAGGACCCUAAGGACGAGGUGAGUCACUGCAGUGUCAUCUCCAGCGCCGAACGCGCCAGCUCAUGCAACGGUAAGCUGUACUGCGAGAUCUGCAUCAAACAAGACAAGGGCGAAGAGAUGCUGCUGUGUGACGGCUGUGAUUGCGGGUUCCACAUGUUCUGUCUCGACCCGCCGCUGGAAGGGGUCCCGCGAGGCGAAUGGUUUUGCCACAAUUGCUUGUUCAAUACCGGCGGUGAUUUUGGGUUCGACGAAGGCGAAGAGCACAGCCUGUCAAGCUUCCAGGCCCGAGACCUAGAGUUCCGGCGCCUAUGGUUUCUCAGCCAUCCGCCAGAGUCUUUCACUGGAAACUUGGCUCACGGCGAAUCGUCGUCGAAUGACUCGCCACCCGACCCUUACGCGAAUCGCUUUGGCAACAUGGUCAUCACCGAGGAUGACGUGGAGAAAGAGUUUUGGCGGCUUGUGGCGUCUCCGACCGAGACUGUCGAGGUGGAAUAUGGAGCCGACGUGCACUCUACGACCCACGGAAGCGGCAUGCCAUCCUUGGAGACCCACCCGCUAGAUUUGUAUUCCAAGGAUCCUUGGAAUUUAAACAACAUCCCCAUCUUGUCGCAAUCGCUUCUCCGAUACAUCAAGUCCGACAUAUCUGGGAUGACUGUUCCAUGGACCUAUGUUGGAAUGAUCUUCUCUACGUUCUGUUGGCACAACGAGGAUCAUUAUACAUACAGUAUCAACUACAUGCAUUGGGGCGAGACGAAGACCUGGUACAGCAUUCCCGGUUCUGACGCUGAGAAGUUCGAAGCAGCCAUCAAGAAGGAGGCCCCUGACUCGCGCUGGCGAAUUCGUGGUACAUUCCCGAAGGCUUAUCACGCGGGCUUCAACCACGGGCUCAACUUCAACGAGGCUGUGAACUUCGCGCUUCCUGACUGGCUGCCGAUGGGUCUCGACUGCGUGAAGCGAUACCAGUAUCACCACAAGCUGCCGGUCUUCUCUCAUGACGAGCUCCUCAUCACUAUUACGCAGCAGUCCCAUUCAAUUCAGACCGCAAUGUGGCUGAAUCACAGUCUCCAAGAGAUGACUGACCGGGAGAUGGAUGCUCGGAGACGAGCCCGAGAAAUGCAGAUGAACGAAAUUCUGGAGCAGACGGACCGGAACUCGGACGAUCAGUACCAGUGCGCCGUCUGCAAGGUCUUCUGCUACCUCUCGCAGAUCACAUGCACCUGCUCCACGAAGUUCGUGAGCUGCAUCGAGCACGUCGCGGAGCUGUGCAAGUGCCCGCUGUCGAAUCGCGUCCUUCGCAAGCGCUUCAGCGACACGGAGCUCCAGGACAUCCAGGCGAAGGUGUCCGAACAUGCCUCCGUACCUACCCAGUGGCGCAACAAGUUGAGGAAGCUCCUUGACGACACCCCCACCCCUCCUCUUCAGUCGCUUAUGACGCUCUGCGCGGAAGGCGAGAUCAUCGAAGACCACCUAAAGGAGCUGAGGCACCUCCGCAAGUGCGUUAACAAGGCGAACAACUGGCUGGAGGCUGCGGACGCGAUCCUCAAUCCCAAGCCGAACCGGAAGGGAGGUCGCAAGCCUCGCCGAUCGUCGAUCGCAACCGCAGACGGCGGCAUGGAGCCCCGCACACUUGACGAUCUCUACGCGCUCCUCGCUGAGGUUGAGCAUCUAGGUUUCGAUGCCCCCCAGAUCGCUGAACUCAAGGAUGUCGCCAAGAAUGCUGAGGAGACGCGCAAGACGGCCCGCGACGAGUGGGUGAAGGAGUGCAAGCAGCUGAUCCAACUGUCAUUGUCGCUCCACGUGCUCGUUCCCGAGGUCAUCGAACUGGAGAAGGUCGUGCUCCGCGACGAGCUCGUGAAGGAGCUGAACCCAGUCUAUCAGGAUCAGAGCGUUACACUCUCCUUCAAGGACGUCCGCGCGUUUGUGACCCGUGCACAGGCAUGCACCCUCUCGUUUGAGGAUCCCCGCAUGCGUUGGCUGGAUCACCUCUAUCGCAAGGGCGAAGCGUGGGAGAAAAACGCGAAGCGCAUACUCGACAAGCACCCACGGACUCUCGACGAGCUGGAAGAAUUCGCUCAAUCCCUUCUCCAGCGGCUCAUCGACCUCCGAGCUCGGGGCAAGGAGUACGAGCGCCAGGCGCAGAUGUGGAUGAUGGGCGGCCCUAUGCCCGAGAAGCCGAAGGUCACAGACGUGGUGAAGUUCGUUACCGAGGCGGAGAAGGACUUCGACAUCGUCGCUGUCGGCGACCUCCGCCGUACGGUCGACUUCGCGCAGGAUCUGGAGUCGCGCUGCGAAGCUGUCGUCAAGGGUACCUACCAGAACGCGGACGAGCCGGACAAGCUCGACAAGCAGCUGGCGGCACACUACCGGUGGAUCGAGACGCUUCCUUGGUACUGCAGGCAACACAACGAUACUCACGGUCAGCCUAUCUUGGACGACGUCGUCGAGUCGACCCGCCCCGAGGAUGACCUCCCGCCGAACGACGAGUACUACACCUGCAUAUGCACGUCGCCCGUGCGCCCACCCAGUGCCAACCAGGUGUCGGACGCGGUGCAGUGCGAUCACUGCUUCGCGCGCUUCCACGGUGUGUGCGCGGCGAACGGUGGCUCGUGCCCAUUCUGCGACCACCACCACUGGAACGGGACAAUCCACAAGGAGCGCUCCUGGCACUUCUGCUACCUGCCCACGACCCUCAUGCAGGCACCAGACGUCUCGCGCUACUACGCAGAGGAGUGGAAGCAGCUCGAGAUCAUCGUGCACCGCGUCGAUCGCCUCGCGGGCGUUAUCGGUCAAUUCAUCUCCUUCCUCAACCAGCCCGCGAACCAGCGGCUCGACUACCUCGGCCAGGUCCGCCACUACAUGCGCAAGCUUUACAAGAUCCAAUUCGCGGUCGCACCCACGCCAGGGGUGUCGUUUGGGCUCGAGCUCGCGAGCCUGCACCGCGUGCUCGCGGGUCAGCCCGCGCCGGUGCGGACGAAGAAGCGGCGGCGGCCCAAGUUCGUGUUCGGCCAGGACCUUGACAAGGACUGGAUCGACCACACGCGGUGCAUUUGCCGCGGGCGCACGCCCGGGCUGCUCAACUUCCCGCAGGUGCAGUGCGAACUUUGCCAGAAGCUGUACCAUGGCGGCUGCGUGUUCUUCCCAGUCGAGGCAGGGUCGCGCGGGAUGUUCUUGUGCCCGCUGUGCUGUGUGCGGAAGAACAGGCAAUACCCGUUCUCGGAGGUACGUGUGAAGCACGUCGAUAACGCCGACCCGGAGAUCUUUGUGAACACGAAGGAGAUGCUGGAGACCUUUAGCAAGGACAUCAUUUAUCAGCGACUGGCUCCUCCUUUCACGCAGACGCUCUUCGUGGAGCUUAUCCGGUUCACACCUGGACAGCCGGACAACGUCGCUCCCAAUGGCGCUUCGUCCUCUUCGGGCGGUCCGCGGACUUCCGGGCCCAGCAACGCUCCCCUCCCUGUGCCCAACGGGACUUCUCACAUGGCCCCACUCGCACUCCCAUUCGCACUCGCACUCCUCGCACUCGCAGCACUCGACGCCACAGCCCCCCCGUCCUCGUCAUCGUCCGUCGGCCGCUCGAACCAGGGCACGGGCAUGUCCCCGAGCCUCGCGAUGAUGCUCGCCCCGCCAGGCGCGGACUUGCGCUCGCCGACGCGGGCGCCCCCGCCGUCUCACCCAACGCCGUCGGUCAGCGUAGCGUACGGCCGCGCGGGCCCGAGCGCGCUCCCGCCGUCGCUGCACCGGGAGCGUGAAAGAGAGCACAUACGGGAGCACGUCGAGAACAGCCAGUCGCCGCUUGGGACGCGCAAGCCUGUCACCACGUACUGGGGGCAGAACAUGAGUGUACGUGGGGACGAGGACCGAUGGGGCGCGCCGCCGCCGCACGAUGGACGGUCCCCGACGCACCCGCCUCGGCAUCAGUGA